CCGGUGCUCCCGCCCUCCUUCUCUCCAUCCCGCCCUCGCUCCCGCUGCUCCCGCUCCGCGCACGACGGCGCCGGCGUCCGGCCAUGUCAGCCGCCAAGCACCGGAGCCCUAAGGGGGGCAGCCCGCCUACCGCCGCCGCAGCCAACGAGCGGGGCGCGCAGCCGGGAGGCGCCGAGGAGGCGGCGGCCAAGAAGCCGGCGGCGGCUUCUCACGGCCGGGGCGGAAGGUCCGCCGGGGGCGGCGGAGGGGGCCGCUCGGGUUCUGGCCCCCGCCGCAGCUGGGCGCUGCUGUUGGGCGCCGCGGUGGUCCUGGGCGCCGCGCUGCCCGCCGGCUGGUACGUGCGGCAGCUGCGGGAAGAGGUCGGGCGGAGCGCCCGGGAGAGGGAGGCCUCCGGGCGGCAGCGGCAGGAGCAGGCCGCCACGCUGGACGCCGUGGGGCAGAAGGUGCGUUCACUUCAAACCACAUGUGGAGAAUUUGAAUCCAUGAUGAAGAUUGCUCAACAAAAGCAGGAAGUUACUGAGAAGGCUGUUAAACAAGCGGAAAAUGAAAUAAACAGGAUCAGUGAAGUGCUUCAGAAGCUGCAAAAUGAAAUUUUGAAAGACUUAUCUGAUGGCAUCCACAUGGUAAAGGACGCAAGGGAACGAGACUUCACAUCUCUGGAAAACACAGUGGAGGAGAGACUAACAGAGCUAACCAAGUCUAUAAAUGAGAACAUUGCUGUAUUCACUGAAGUCCAGCAAAGGAGCCAAGAUGAAAUCAACAAUAUGAAAGCAAAGGUUGAUUCACUAGGAGAAGCAAAUAUGUAUAAACAUGAAAUUAAGGUGCUAAAAGAUGCUUUUGAUGAGAUGCAGAUGUCCAUGAAAAGCAAAGAAAAGGACAUAGAGGCCUUGAAGAGUACAAUAGACUCCAUGGAGUCUGAUGUAUAUACUGAGGUUAAAGAGCUAGUCAACCUCAAACAAGAACAUGAGAAAUUCAAAGAGGCUGCAGACACCGAACACCUUUCAUUAAAAGCUUUGCAAGAGAAAGUUUUGAGAGCUGAGGAUUCUAUUAUGCAUCUCCCUGGUGACAUUAAAAGACUUGAUGAAGAUUUACUACAAGUUAAAGCUGACCUUAACAAAUGGGAAGAAAAUGAACUCUUCAAAAAAGCAUUUGAAAAUUUUGGGAAGAACACUGAAGGAUUGGAGUCGCGAUUGAGGCACAUAGAAGACAGCCUGGAGUCUCUAACUGAUGUUGCUGCUCAAAGCAGUGAAAAAUUGCAAUCUUUCCUCUCUAAGGAGUCAGAAUAUAAGAAUAAGCUCAGUACCCUAGAACAAAGCAUUACUGCUCUUCAGGGAAUGUCAGACACGGACAUAACGUCAGUCACAGACAUUUUGAAAAAUCUUGGUGAAUCACAGACAUCACUGUACAAUGAUGUGGAGAACUUGAGGAGAAUGAUCAAUGACCUGCCAUCCCCCAGUGCUCUUCAGGAUGUCCAGAAGCAACUUCGUACUUUGUUGGAUCAAGAAAAUCUUCAGAUGGGUCAAACACAUUCCCAAGGCUAUCUCGAAAAAUUUUCUUCUGUGGAAGGCUCUGUAGAUGAGCUGAGAUCAUCUGUCAGCCAGGUUGAUUCUGAUUUGAAAAUGAUAAGAACUGCAGUGGAUAGUUUAGUCUCCUACUCAGUGAAAAUUGAAAAUAAUGAGAACAACUUGGAGUCUUUGAAGAGCUCAAUAGAUGACCUGAGGAAUGACCUGGAAAGGUUGUUUGUCAAAGUUGAAAAAAUACAUGAAAAAAUUUAGGCAGCAAUUUGCUUCUUCUGCAAAUAAUGGAUUAAGGAGAAUAGCUUUUGUAUGCCCAGUUUUUUACUCUUUUUAAAAGCAAUUUGAUACCUCCAAAGAGAAUAAGAAUACUUAGUAGUAGAAACAGUUCUGCUUAUUUCUUUUAUUUCUCUUUUGUGUAGUUUUUUUUGUUUGUUUUGUUUGUUUGUUUGUUUGUUUUAAGAAAU
This is a messenger RNA of Calypte anna (Anna's hummingbird), 1981 nucleotides long. RefSeq names its product cytoskeleton associated protein 4 (gene CKAP4). Gene Ontology annotation, cellular component: rough endoplasmic reticulum. The transcript is spliced from 2 exons. The record is from RefSeq and is a predicted model, not a curated record. Lineage: Eukaryota; Metazoa; Chordata; Aves; Apodiformes; Trochilidae. The coding region runs from base 84 to 1775 and encodes 563 amino acids.